AUGGACAUAGACCAGGAGCAGGGAGAGCUCAUAGCGGGUCCGUCUAGGCACAGAACCGCUUUAGCAGAGGAAGAUGCACGUGUCACAGAGACUCAUUCUACUGCUGGGAGGGUCAUACAAAUAGAGGAGACAGUGUAUGCUAAAUGGCGGACACAAUUUGGAUUAGGUGAUGGAGAAGAGGUGGAAUCAGGUCGUUCUGAUGAUGAAGAUGAAGAUGGUAAUUUAUUCUACCCCUUUACAUCACGGCUGGACUGGCAGGUAGCAUGUUGGGCUGUGCAAGAGGGAAUAGGGCACAAAGCAUUUGACAGGUUAUUAGCUAUACCAGGCAUAUGUCAACUUACAUAUAUUCUAUCAAUAUCAUGGCUGAUUUUUUGCAAAUAG
Molecule: messenger RNA, 381 nt
Organism: Suillus bovinus
Lineage: Eukaryota; Fungi; Basidiomycota; Agaricomycetes; Boletales; Suillaceae
Exons: 1
Coding region: 1-381 (126 amino acids)
Source: RefSeq, a predicted model, not a curated record